Molecule: messenger RNA, 2025 nt
Organism: Spinacia oleracea (spinach)
Lineage: Eukaryota; Viridiplantae; Streptophyta; Magnoliopsida; Caryophyllales; Amaranthaceae
Product: argininosuccinate lyase, chloroplastic
Exons: 7
Coding region: 161-1780 (539 amino acids)
Cellular component (GO): cytosol
Molecular function (GO): argininosuccinate lyase activity
Source: RefSeq, a predicted model, not a curated record
AAUAUAUGAUCUGAUCUUAUUUUAGGUCCUAAAACAAGGUGAACUGAACCGGACCUAACUAAUUCAUAAUCAGACGUCGUUGCUGAAAUCGCCGCAACACCACUUGGAGCACUAGCAAAGUACGAAGUGAAAAAGCAUCAAAUUCUCUCUCCAGACAUCAAUGGCUUCUUCUUCUUCAUCACUUCUUCAUCAAUCUUCAAUCUUCACUUCUAUACCCGCAAACCCAAACAUUUCCCAAUCUCACCAAAUUCAACUUCCGCAUCCAUUUUUUCAAAUACCCAGAAAACCCCAUUUCCAAAAAUUGCUUCCUUUCCUUCGUUGUGCCUCUUCUGGAACUGCAAUGAAUUCCUCUCAAAAUGACCUGAAAAACUCAGAAAAAGAGGUCAAAUUGUGGGGUGGAAGAUUCGAAGAGAGUGUCACUGAAAUUGUUGAGAAGUUCACUGAGUCAAUUUCCUUCGACAAAGCACUUUACAAGCAUGAUAUCAUGGGCAGUCGCGCGCAUGCUUCAAUGCUUGCUCAUCAGGGAUUAAUCAAUGUUGAAGAUAGAGAUAGUAUAAUCCACGGGCUCGAUGAGAUAGAGAAGCGUAUAGAGGCGGGUGAGUUUGUAUGGAGGAGUGACAGGGAAGAUGUUCACAUGAACAUUGAAGCGGCACUUACUGAUCUUAUUGGUGAGCCUGCAAAGAAGCUUCACACUGCACGAAGCCGAAAUGAUCAAGUUUCAACAGAUUUUCGCUUGUGGUGUCGAGAUGCUGUAGAUGAGAUCCUUAAGAAGAUUAAAAAGCUUCAGGCUUCACUAGUUACAUUGGCCCUGAAGAAUGAAGGCUUGAUUGUUCCCGGCUACACACAUUUGCAGAGGGCACAGCCUGUUUUAUUGGAACAUCUUCUUUUAGCAUAUGUUGAACAGCUCGAGCGUGAUGCUGGUCGACUGACAGAUUGCAGAGCUAGGUUGAAUUACUGUCCACUGGGUGCGUGUGCAUUGGCUGGCACUGGCCUACCAAUAGAUAGGUUUAUGACUUCUGAUGCCUUGGGAUUUACUGCUCCCUUGAGAAACAGCAUCGAUGCAGUUUCAGAUAGAGACUUUGUGUUGGAGUUCCUUUCUGCUAAUUCUAUCACAGCCAUUCAUCUCUCUCGGCUGGGUGAAGAGUGGGUGUUAUGGGCCUCCGAGGAAUUUGGAUUUUUGACUCCUAAUGAUUCAGUUUCUACUGGAAGUAGUAUAAUGCCUCAGAAGAAAAACCCAGAUCCCAUGGAACUUGUGCGUGGAAAAUCUGCACGAGUUGUAGGUGACCUGGUUACUCUUCUUGUACUAUGCAAGGGACUUCCACAUGCUUAUAACCGUGAUCUACAGGAAGACAAGGAGCCUGUAUUUGACAGUGUGAAGACUAUUGUAGGAAUGCUGGAAGUAAGUUCCGAGUUUGCACAAAAUGUUACCUUCAACCGAAACAAAAUUCAAAACUCUCUGCCUGCUGGCCAUCUUGAUGCCACAACAGUUGCAGAUUAUCUCGUGAAGAAGGGAGUACCCUUCAGAACUGGUCAUGAUAUUGUGGGAAGAGCCGUUGCGUUCUGUGUCUCUAAAGGUUGCCAGCUUCAAGACCUAACCCUCGACGAGCUUAAGAGUAUUAGUCCCGUAUUUAGCGAGGAUGUGUACGAUUAUCUUGGUGUGGAGAAUUCUGUCAGGAAGUUCUCUUCAUACGGUUCAACAGGUUCAGAGUGUGUAUCAAGUCAGCUUGAUUUUUGGGCCGCCCAACUUGAGAUAGACAGGAGUGCAUACAACCACCAGUAAUCGUUCUUACUUGACUGACGAGUUAAGAUUGUUUACAAAUUAAAAAUUUCUCCAUCUUAUUAAAUGUCCAGAAUAUGCUGAAUUUUGCUCUUUCUCAUAAUGCAUCAUUUUUUGGGGGGUGAUUUUGCAUUAGUAAGAACUUUGGGCAUCCCAAGCUUGAUUGUUGACAAUUUACCUGUACUCACCAGCCAGUAUUAGUUGAGAAUGUAUGAAGUGUGAUGGUCUCAGACUAACUUGUCGCGGGA